Molecule: messenger RNA, 2417 nt
Organism: Hippoglossus stenolepis (Pacific halibut)
Lineage: Eukaryota; Metazoa; Chordata; Actinopteri; Pleuronectiformes; Pleuronectidae
Gene: fam131aa
Product: family with sequence similarity 131 member Aa
Exons: 5
Coding region: 1045-1998 (317 amino acids)
Source: RefSeq, a predicted model, not a curated record
GUGGCAGAUCUAAUAAACAUUUUUUCACUUUCUUUAACUUACUAACUCUUACUGUUUUUCUACAACUCGUGUGUAGGGGACUGACGUGUGACAAGUGUGCAUUGUGCAAUUUGGUGCUGACCUAGAAAACAAAAUGCUUUCUACCAUCCUUUUUUAUAUAGAAAUACAUCCCACGUGAACGAAAUAUCAAAUUCGUCAAAGAAGAAUUCCUUUGAGAAAAGAAUCCCUCGUCUUUCCACUUGGCACAGGUGCCUGUUUGAGUCCCACACUCGAACCACACGUACACACAGUGGAUUUGGUGGCUUCAGCGGCCCCUGUAGGUCUGGUGCCCCAGGGCUGCUGUUUGCACGUGUCUCUAUGCACCCUGCAGGCGGGGGCCAGGGGGAUCCCUCACAAGUGAGUGGGCGGAUGACAUUUAAAGAAACUGCAAAUAUCUCCAGAUGUCCUGCGGAGGCCAUGUCUGGAUACGGCUGCACUGACUGUGGGACAUAUAAUUGGCCCCUCUUUGUAAAUUGUGGCCCCUGAUGCAGAAAAAAAAAAAAACCUGGAUCCCGCCACUGACUGCAAGUUUUGAAAUCAGACAUUCAGAUUUCUUUCUGCAGACCACAGCAGAUGAUGAGCCGCCCUGCAUGCGUCCUGUUUAAUGUGUUUCCAAAUAUCUGCUGAUGAGGAUGAAUAAAAUCAAAUAUGACGUGUAGGAGCUGCAGUGUUUUCUCAGAGCAGCGGGUCAGUGUGAUCUAGAUGUUGACUGCAGGAGGAGGAGGAGGAGAUGUGGUGACACCGCCUCACGUUGAUGACGCGCGCCAUCGGGAGACAUUUGGACAGAGCCUGUGCGCAACCCGCAUACGCCGAGCAACAAAUGGUGCGUCUGUGCCGGGGAUGUGAUGCUGGAGUCCGGAGGAUGUGAUGGACGCUGAGGCGGCACCGCAGAGCCCGCAGCAGGAGGACGAGCCGCGCUGUGUCAUCUGUUGAUCGGAUUGGAGAACGAACAAAGCGCAUGAGCCGCCGCGGUCCCGCUUACAGGUGAAAUUUGAGGAGAGUGAAAUGAUCCCAAAGUCCGGAAAAUCUCCAGCAGACUCUCGGAAAAGUGUCGGCAUCCAUGAGUUCGCAGCCCUCGCCAGAUCCUCCUUAAAUGGCAUCUCGCAGGCAGUGAGGGACCAUGUGACGAAGCCCACCUCCCUGGCUCAGGGCCGGGUUGCCCACCUCAUAGAGUGGAAAGGUUGGCCCAAACCCGCAGACCCCCCACCGGCCGCCCACUCCCAGUUCAGCUCCUAUUGCCAUCUGACUGAAGGAGAGAAGGAGGCCCGGUUUGCUGCAGGCGUGGCGGAGCAGUUUGCCAUCGCUGAGGCCAAGCUGCGAGCUUGGGCCUCUAUGGACGACGACGACGAGGAAGACUCCAAUGAUGAAGACUCCCCCAGCGACGGACAGACUCACACCUUCUUCUUCCAGAGCUCAGACGCCACCACGUCCAAUCCUAUUACCGCAGCCCCACGCCAGCCUGAGGGGGGCAGCAGUGAGGCGCCGCCCUCCGACAGUCCCCUGGGCUCCAGCAGCAGCGGCAGCCUGCUCUCUGGUCGGCCUGGAUCUCACAAUGACCCACAUUCAUCCCAGACCAACUCACCCACUUUACCCAGUGACCGCAUGACUCCGUUCCUGGAGGAAGAGGAGCGGCCGGGUGGUCACGGGAAGCAGCUGGCUCCUUCGCAGGAGCAGCACAGUGAGGUCUGCAUCCACAACAAGCCAGAGUGGAGGCCUCGGGGCCGGAGUGGCAGGUUCGACUCCUGCUACUCCACCUCGUACUCAGAGUCUCCUGGAGAGGAGGACGAAGAGGACGAGGACGAGGAGGGCAGCGUGUUCCACGAGGCGCGGGUGUGGCACUGCAGCCCGAGGAGCUUCUUCUCGGACCGGGCCUCCUCUGGGGUGGCCUCGUUUGAUGAGGAGGAGGAGGAGAGGGAUGACGUAGAGGAGAAAAAGGAAGAAAAAGAGUAUUAUAUGUGAUGUGUUGUCCAUCUUUAUGUCUCUUUGAGUCCGUGUUGAUUCUGGAUAUGACAUCAUCUAUUCUGCUUUCUCUGUAAACCUCUCACCACCUCCUCUUCCUCCUCUUCCUCCUCCUCUCCCUCCUCCACUCACUGCCUUCUGUCUUGGCCUCCGGGCCUCUCAUGUACUGAUCUCGCUCAACCGUUUAUCGCUGCUGUGAACAUCAAAGUUUAUCAGAGAGGUCGAACCAGAAUGUAAAGCUGUUGUUCAAACUGAGUUUUGUAGAUUUUAUUGUGAAGAGUCAUGUGUUGCUAUUGCAUUUUCUAUGGAUAUUUUGUAGUGUUGUUUUAUUCUGGGUCAUGCUGUGUCAUGUGGGUCGGGCUACGUUUGAUACUGAAUGUCUGAUUGUCCUGCGUAAAAACAUAUACAUAUAUAUAUAU